Messenger RNA from Wyeomyia smithii (pitcher-plant mosquito), 4760 nucleotides. RefSeq lists its product as uncharacterized. The coding region runs from base 165 to 4625 and encodes 1486 amino acids. The record is from RefSeq and is a predicted model, not a curated record. NCBI's taxonomy places the organism in Eukaryota, Metazoa, Arthropoda, Insecta, Diptera, Culicidae. The transcript has 27 exons.
GACCGUGGCACAAAAUCUGGUUUUUAUUUACACCUGUACGCUUAUGCCUUGAACGUAAACAAAGCAGGCAGUGAUUGGUGUGGCGUUUUUUCCUAAAUUUUGUGGCAGUCUUUCUUACUCUGUCGAAGUGUCAACUUAAUCAUAAAAACCACGGUCGGUUCCCGAUGGAUAACGGACCGGAAAGCCCUUCCGUCAAGGAUGGAACACCGACAGCGCUUGCAGCUGAAGAAAUUUCACCCGCUCGAAGAUGCCCCCAGGAGGGUGGAGAUUGUGGCACAUGCGGAGAACCACGGCAACUGACCAUCGGUCUUGCGGAGAAGAUUAAUCAGGUGUUCGAGAACCGUUUACGGCUGGUCGAGCAGGAAACUGAGGAUCCUCGUUACAAGAUUAAAGUCUACCAAGACUGGGUUCGAGAGUUGCGCUCCAUCAAUAUCGGUGUGGUAGAAGCGAUCAAAGCGAUGCAAGAUUCAUGUCAACGGCAGUUGAGUCGCAUGAGCGAAACCUACAAACGAAAUUUGACUAGAUUUGGUCCAGAAACACAAGCACGCUUAAUGAAUGAUAGAGAUGGAUUGGUGGAAGUUAUAAGAAGAGCUCACACGUCAGGUCGGUGGGAUAUCGAAGGAAUACAUUUUCUGGACCUAAGUAUCGACGAUAUUUUCGGUAAAAAAACUGAAGGAGACGCGGAGCUGAAUCCAGUGGUUCCGUCAAAUUGUCCCACCGAUGAAUUGUUGGAAACUGAUAUUGUUAGACGAGAAUCUAUGGCAGAACAAAAGAACAUUGAUGAGCUGCAAUUUGCGACAGAACUUGCCUACAGCUCCGAGGAAUGUGACGUUUGCAAUAGAGAUUGCUUGCAGAACUUGCGCCAACAUAUCAGCCAGAAAAAUGAUGAACUGGAACAAAAGACGUUACAAAUCGAUUGUCUAUGUAAGCAAAUAGAGACAAUGAAAAGCAAUUUCGAAAAUGCACAAACAAUUUCGCAGCCUGAUUCUGAGCAGAGUCGUUCACUUAUUGAAAACAAAAUUGAGGACUUGAAUGAACCGAAUUGGAAAAUGCUGCAGCAUAUGCAAAAUCUUGUACGUGUUAAGUCGGAUCAAAUGGAGGCAUUGCUCAGGGAAAAUGAGACUCUUCGAGCGCAGGUUGCUGCCCUGAAUGCUCAAUUAAAUAGCCAGUCUAAUGUCGAUAAUCAAUCGCUGGUUAACGAGAUUAGUAUUCAUUAUGACGAAAACCGUCGGCUCAAGCAAAAGCUAUUGGAUAUUGAGCAGUCACUGAAUGAAGCGAAUGUCGCCAUAAGGCACCGCAAUACAGUGAUUGCACAGUUGCGUCAGGAGAUUCAGCUACAGAAGAAGAAUACGAUGCCUAUUUUCGACUCCAACGGCUCAAGCCUCGACAGUAUGUCGCUCUGUUCCUCCGAAUCUGUUACCUCGUUUGGAAGUGCCCAUUCUGGUUCAUCAACCGAUACUGUUGUGAAACGCACCGUAUCGCCUGCCAUGCGCACCAGUUUGGAUCGAUUGACAGAAGUGAGCGAGCUAGAAACGGAGCAACUACAACAUCUUAAGGAGGAGCUGGCAGAAAUGGGCACUCGACUGGUAGAACUGCAGUCUAUUAAGCAAUCUCAGGAUGAAAUUAUUGCCCAACAAUGUGACAAGCUGCAGUCUACGGAGAGUGAAUAUCGGAUUCUGCGAGAUGAGUAUGAAAAUAAUGAAAAAAGAUUGGCUAUGAUUCGCACGGAGAUUGUGAGACUGAUCAAAGUACUUAGGGAAACAACCAAAGAUCAUUUCCCACUACCACAGAUUUCUUGCAUAAUCGAGGAAUUAGUUCCUCAAACAGUAUUUAAUUUGGAAGACGCUCCAUCUGAAAUCUUCGAAAAUGACAGUUUGAUACUAGAAUCUUUGCAACAGCACCUCAACAGUAUUACUCGCCAUUAUUUACUAACGAUCGCGGAACAAAAAGAACUGAAGAGAGAUAUAGCAGCUCUACAGCACGACAAACGCAAGCAAGAUGAUUUGAUAGAGAAUCUCAAUAAUGGUCUCCUAGUGGCAAAGCGUGCCAGCUUGCUGGAUUCUCAAAGGGUCGUCCUUCAAGCCGAACCAAGCCGUGAGUCCACCGAAUCUUUCGCCGCGCAGCGGAUGCAAAUGCAGAACGCAUUGCGAGCCGUGGCCGAGGAAAUCGCCUAUCUGCUAGGAAACGAUUUGCCAGACGAUACCUUAAGCUCGUUUUCGGAGCUGGAUGCAACGCCUCUGCACUGUCUAAUUGAAAACUUGAAGCAGGAAAUCGAGGCGAAAGAUUCACUGCUUCAAAGAAAUGCUGACAUUAUCGGCCAGCUGGAACAAGCAGUUUCUGCCAAGGAACAAGAACUUUAUCGAGUGCGAUUACGGCAGGAUUCGGUGGAAAGAGAGCGAUUGAGUUAUAAUAAGAGGAUUGAGAAUUUGCAACGAGCGUUGCGAGACCAUGAUGAAACGAUUGGAAAGCUUAAACAGCAAAACCAUGGCCUCGAGCAGCAGCUGGAUGACAUGAAGGAAACUCUGAAUUCCUACAAGGAAAACAUUCAACGUACCAUCGAAGAGAAAGGCCGAGUGGAAGAUGAGUGCAAAAAUCAACUGGUGACCAUUUCCAACCUACGUACCGCACUUGAGGAAACAAAGCGCAACAGUAGCUCCUCCGUUAACCAUUUGAAAGAGGUAAUUGAAACUUUACAGUCGCAGGUUUCAAUGCUCAGCGAGCAGCUGAAUCAUGCUUUUCGGGAGAAUCUCACCAAGGACACCGAACUCGACCAGUAUCGUGACUCGAAUCUACAGUUGCGUUGUCAAAUAUCGGAGCUGACUUGCGAUUCAAUCGAGCUUAAGGACCUGGUAGCCCUGCUGGGUACAAAACGGGAGCUCGAAGAACAAAAGCAACGUCAUGUGCAGCAGAUGAAGAACGAGUUAAACAGCCUACAAGCUCAGAUGGUGGACGUUCAGAAGGAAAUCAUUUCCCGACAGCGUGACCGGGAUUAUUUAAGUUACUUCCGGAAAAAGUGUGCCGAAAUGGAUGCGGAGCAUCAGCAGGAACUGCAACGGAUGAGGGACGAAAUUGAGUCCCUAAGCGUACAAUUAGGGAGCUGUAACGAGCAGACUAUUCAACAUGAACAGUGGUUGCAGGAGUCGAACGAACUGCAAAAUACGGUCGCGGAAUUGGAAACCCACAAUGAUAUCCUCCAGAAGGCUAUGCAAUCCUACGGGGAUUCGAUUGAACAGUUGCAGCAGGAGCUCAGCGCUAUGAAAUUUCAGUGCGAAAAUCUUACGAAAGAUGUGAGCACUCUAAAUUCUUCGUGUAGUGAGAAGGAUAGCAAAAUCAUUAGUUUAAACGCUGAAAAGGAAAAACUGUUAGCUGACCUUAGCUUGCACAAGCGAAUGUGUAAGUGUGGAUUUAACAACAGUCUAAAAGAGAGAUCCAAAACUCCCGUGUCACAUUCAUUGCAAAAACAGGUAGUGCAAAAAACACUGGAAGCGACCAAGGCGGCUGACGCACUCAAGCAGAAAACUUUUGAAUUUAAAAAGUUGGAAACUCAAUACGUCGAGGAGAGGGUUCGGCUCACGGAACAAUCCACCGAGUUGUUCAUACAGAUCGGUAAACUGAAGGGCAAAAACUCAAAUCUGGAGCAGUGUUUAUCGCACAAGGAGGAUCUGAUAGAACGGUUACAGCAAAACCUGCGAGACGUUAACCAACGUUUGGCUGCCAAAUCCGAAACCGCUCAUAAUAUGGAAACGAAAAAUGCCAAUUUAUCUCAGCUGUUAGAAAAGUUUCGCGAAGACUCCACGGUUCGGGAGAAAAAGCUGACGGAAGAACUGAACAGCAUCCGGAGAAGCUCACAGGAUCACAAAAAUCAACUGCAACACUGUGAGAAUCAGUUGGUGAACUAUCGGAAAGAGCUGGAAACGCUGCGGGAGAAAGCAGAUGACUUAUUGAAAGAGCGAGACACCCUCAGACAGCAGGCUCAGGACUUCGGCGAAAAAUUGGAAUGCUCUGCAGGAAAAGAAAGUGCCCUCUGUGAAGUGUUGAAAAAACUCGAAGAGGAGGUUUCCUUUAAAUCGAAACGUUUAGCGGAAGUGGAGGCAGACUAUCGUGAAAUCUACCAGGCGUAUCAACAUUUAAAAGGGUUUAAUGAGGAUCUUGUCAAACAGAGUCAAAUUACGCGAAUCCAGCAGGACAACUAUCGGAAAUUGGUGGAGUUUAAGAGGCAGACGCUCAACACGCUUGAGCUGGGACGAAAGUGCGCCGAGGAGUCGCGAAACCGAGAACGGGUUUUCCAGCAGCGAAUCGAAGAACAAAAACGGAUGAUUACGAAACUCAAGGAGGAUCGCAUUAAGAUCAUGGGAAAACUGUACGAAUACCACAGGGACUCGGUAAUACUUACUCGAAAGUUGGAAGAUUAUCACCAUAUGUGCAGUGAAAGUCACAGAACAAUAAGCACCUCGUUGCACCAACAAUUCUAUCCGGAAGCUUACAAGUUGGUCAGAUCGAAUAGUGAUCCGGUUUGCAGAGAGAAUGACGAACUGUUUCGUAAGAUGGAGUUUACGAGCAGUCGAAUUCAACGGACCAGACAAUUUUGGCAACAGGGGAUGCGGGAGAUUCUAGCGCCCAAAUAGUCCGCUUCAGUGCGAUUUCGUUUUGGUAACGUUAGGGACCCAGAAUGCAUUUUAUCUAGAGUAGCUGAUUUGUUUAAAAUCUUUUGUACUAGUUUAUUUUUUAGUAUUUCACAUGUAAAUGGAAUUGUUUUCUAA